This is a messenger RNA of Mucor mucedo, 1325 nucleotides long. RefSeq lists its product as uncharacterized. Lineage: Eukaryota; Fungi; Mucoromycota; Mucoromycetes; Mucorales; Mucoraceae. Bases 22 to 1098 code for a protein of 358 amino acids. Gene Ontology annotation, biological process: negative regulation of transcription by RNA polymerase II; chromatin organization. Gene Ontology annotation, molecular function: chromatin binding. The transcript is spliced from 4 exons. The record is from RefSeq and is a predicted model, not a curated record. Gene Ontology annotation, cellular component: pericentric heterochromatin.
UCUACAUUAAUAAAAACAUAAAUGGAAAAAGACAUCGUAGAGACCGUUCCCAAGGAAGAGGAGGAAUAUGAAGUAGAAAAAAUUCUCGCUCACAAAAUAGUGAGAAUCAAGAACUUAAAGACAAUCAAGUACUUUAUCAAGUGGUUAAACUACGAUGAAGCAGACAACACUUGGGAAAAACAAGAAAACGUAUACGCUAUCGACAUGAUUGUCCAGUACUGGACCAACAUUCCUAAAACCGACAAGGAUCGCAUGCUUUUCGAGUCUUUGCAAGCAAAGAAGGAAAACCCCAUUAUUAUACCUUCACCUGUAAAAGUAGCCAAAGUCAUUACAGCCUCUCCUUCACCUCCUUCUUCACCCGUCUUACAACCCACACUCACAGAAAAACCCUCCAUCGCUUCCUUCUUUACUCCAAAGAAACAAGAGGAACGCGCUCCUAUUGCAUCCUCUUCUUCCUCAGCUGCUGAUAAAUUAACACCAGCAAAGGAGAAACCUCAAACCACCAUCGAUACUUUUACAUUAUCUCCCACACCACCACCGCCAACACCAGCAGCAACAGCAACACAAGCAACACCAGCGAGUGUGAGUGUGAAAGGCAAGGAGAAGGAAGGAACGAUAGUCUUGGAAAAACCCACCGUGAUUGAGGUCCUUUCUACGACCUCUUCUGAGAAUGGAAUCGACGACGUCGCCGCAGAAAUGGAUAAAGCUGCGGAAGAAUAUAAAAUCGCAACCGCUUCUUCCGAAGACGAUAACAAUGGGGAUGAACAUGAUGAUUCCGUCUUUAAUAACAGCAAAAAGCGUACUCGCAGCACUUACACAGAUUACUUUACCGAACAAUACAAAAAGAAGAAGAGAAUUGGGAAAGCACCUGUUCGUCAGACUGAAGAGGAAAUCGAGUCUAGUGCAAGUGACAGCCCAAAGGAACAGGAUACAAUCAUUUUCGAUCAGGCAUUCACUACUGACCCUGUACGUGAUUGGAGUGAAUUAGCUGUCAAAAUUGAAUACAUAGGCAAGGAAGUCGAUGGGGGUCCUAUCUACUGCGCUGUAAAAUGGCAAGUUAUUUUUCCUCUUUCUAUUUUUAUAGUCAAACCUUAUUAGUGCUCAUCUUUUCUUUUAUUUUUAUAGGAAGGAUCACGCGGUAUCCCUUCACAGUCUGGAUUUGGUCAGAACAAAGAGACCUGAUUUGGUUAUAGAUGCUUUUGUCAAAUCCGUCUUCAAUGAAUAAACUUGCCUUUUUUGAAACAAUAUGAAUUACGCGCAACCUUCAUUUAAGACUGCGCCCACAAAUCUGAUAAACAUUUUUUUUUUUUCAUUUUCUUUUUCUU